Scedosporium apiospermum is the source of this 1161-nucleotide messenger RNA. RefSeq lists its product as uncharacterized. The coding region runs from base 1 to 1161 and encodes 386 amino acids. The transcript is spliced from 4 exons. The record is from RefSeq and is a predicted model, not a curated record. NCBI's taxonomy places the organism in Eukaryota, Fungi, Ascomycota, Sordariomycetes, Microascales, Microascaceae.
AUGUUGGGGCCAGUGGAGCCCAGGGUGUGGCUUAUGGGGACGAACGCAUUUGAGCGGACGAUGGAGCAUCAUUCUGGGAUGAAGGCGCUUUGGGAGACGAAGUGGAAGCUGCCGUACAACAUCAACGACGGCACCUCCCCCUCGUACACCCAAGCUUUCUUCCCCACCGCAGCCUCCCUAACCACCAAGGGCGACGAAGCCCUCUCUUCGGGAGACACCGCCACCGCAAGCGCCCUCUACCUCCGCGCCGCCAGCGUCCUCCGCAUCGCGCGCUUCCCCUACAUCACUUCCUUCCCCACCAUAAACUGCCCCAUAAAAUGGCGCGCCUGGGAGCAGCAAAAGCUCGUAUACAUGAAAGCAGCCGCCCUCUGGCCCAACCCCGUCGAAGACAUUUCCAUCCCGCACAAAUACGCCUCCGGGCUCGACCGUCCAACCAUCCCCGUCUACGUCCGGGCCCCCUCGACGACGAACCCCUGCCCCGUCGUGAUACUCAUGACGGGGCUGGACGGGUACAGGCCCGACAACACGGUACGGUGCGACGAGUUCCUCGCGCGGGGGUGGGCUAGCGUCGUCGUGGAGAUUCCGGGAACGGCGGAUUGUCCGGCCGAUUCGGCGGAUCCGAUGAGUCCAGAGAGGCUGUGGGAUAGCGUGCUGGCGUGGAUGGAGGAGGAUGGGAGGUUUGAUAUGGGGAGGGUCAUGGUUUGGGGAUUGAGUUCGGGGGGUUACUAUGCGGUGAGGAUCGCGCAUACGCAUAGGGAGAGGCUGGUUGGGUGUGUUGCGCAGGGGGCGGGGUGUCAUUAUUUUUUUGAUGAGGCGUGGUUGGAGAGGGUUGAUGGGCAUGAGUAUCCAUUUAAACUUACACCGGCCAUGGCGAUGAAGCAUGGGUAUGAUUCGGUGGAGGAGUACAAAAAAGGCGUGCAGAAGAAGUUUUCCCUUCUUGAGACGGGCAUCAUUCAGAAGCCAUCGACAAGGCUACUGCUCAUCAAUGGCACGCUAGACGGCCUCAUGCCGAUUGAGGACUCGAUGAUGUUGUUCGAGUACGGGUCGCCAAAGGAGGCGAGGUUCUUCAGCGGAGCAUUGCACAUGGGCUAUCCCAUGGCCAACUCCUCCGUGUACCCCUGGAUGGAGAGCGUCAUGGAUGGAGCCAAGAGGACUGCUUGA